UAUUUACAUGUCGCACCUCUUGAAUGUGUACCAAGUUACUGGUGUCGGCAUAGUAAUAAUAUAGUAAAUGCCUUAGAAAAUGCUUUACAAACAAAUAAAACACUCUUUGAUCUAAAUCUAAGUAACAAUUUUUGUUCAAUGAGUAACUUGUUGAAAGCUUUAGAGACAAAUAGAUCGCUUACUAGACUAAAUAUAAGUGAUAGAGAUUUCUUUUUAGAUGAAAUAGAAGCUUUUUAG
Dentiscutata erythropus is the source of this 237-nucleotide messenger RNA. The record is from the annotation of a GenBank genome assembly. Lineage: Eukaryota; Fungi; Glomeromycota; Glomeromycetes; Diversisporales; Gigasporaceae.